GCAAACCAUGCAAAGCUUGGUAUAGUGUUAGCUGCUUCCGGUGAUUUUAAUGCCACCUGUACAUUUUAUUCUAAUAUUUUUGUGAAUAUGUACCAUGCUCGCUCAAUUUACUGUAUCCCAAUCAACGUCAAUACUACAUCCGGGAAUUCUGAUCCUCAUGUCACAGAAGAGAUCAAACAACAGACAGGUAUAUUCUUUGCUGGUGGUGAACCUGAAAAGGUGAUAGAAUCGUUGUUUUUAAAAAAUCAUAUUCCGUCACCAGCGCUUCUUGCUAUAAAAGAGAUGUUUAAUGCUGGAAUUCUCGUAUCAGGAAGCAGUGCUGGGGCAGAAUGUAUGCCAUCAGCUGUUAUGGCGUGGGGUGGUACUGGAUCUAGUUACAAUGCACUACAGUUUGGAACAUAUGAAGGAUCAGAAGUGAGUGAUAGAGAUUAUCAGUUGUAUGACAAAGAUGGUGGAGUGGGACUACUGGAUGGUUUUAUUAUUGAUGCACAUUUUAGUGAACGAGGAAGAGAGGGACGGUUAAUACGACUUUUAUCGGACACUCGUCAUUUACAUCAUGGUACUGAUUGGGGGUUCGGCAUUGACGAAGACACAGCCAUAGUAAUUACCAAUGUUGGGACUGAAGACGAAAAAGCUGAAGUAAUUGGGUACAAAGGCGUAUUUUUCGCGGAUGUUUCCCAGUCAAAUAUAACAGUAAAGUAUAAUUCCUACGGCAUUACCAAUGUCAUGGUACAUUACUUGACACGUGGUGACAGCAUCUUUUUGAAAAAUAAAACUAUAAUUUUCUCGUCAACAAAAUCACCAAUGUCUGGAUUUGAAAGAAACAGUCGUGCAAUGACAUCAACAGACAUUUUCAACUCGAAUAUAAAAAUAAGUCACUUUAAUGAGCCUCUUCCGGUACAUAACCCAGAAUUUGUAAAGGUAGCUGCCAGUAUAUUUGACUCAAAGCUUGACAACAGCAGUUAUGGUGACACAUAUGAACAUAAUCCUAAAUUCCGUGUGUUUAUGUCACGAUCUGGUCCAGGAGCUGAAGGGUAUACAGAAAGAGGUCAAGACUUUCAAACCACUGAUAUUACUUCUUAUAAAAAUUUACAAGUAAAUAUUUCGUCGGUAGGAUGAAAAUAAAGCAUUAUAGUAUAAAUGUAAUCUUACAACAA
Messenger RNA from Mytilus californianus (California mussel), 1157 nucleotides. RefSeq names its product cyanophycinase-like. Bases 88 to 1119 code for a protein of 343 amino acids. The record is from RefSeq and is a predicted model, not a curated record. Lineage: Eukaryota; Metazoa; Mollusca; Bivalvia; Mytilida; Mytilidae. The transcript is spliced from 5 exons.